Drosophila eugracilis is the source of this 1473-nucleotide messenger RNA. RefSeq names its product transmembrane protein 209-like. Lineage: Eukaryota; Metazoa; Arthropoda; Insecta; Diptera; Drosophilidae. Gene Ontology annotation, cellular component: membrane. The coding region runs from base 1 to 1473 and encodes 490 amino acids. The record is from RefSeq and is a predicted model, not a curated record. The transcript has 2 exons.
AUGAAUUGUAGAAGUAUUUUGUCGCCGCCAAAAAGCAAUCCUUUGGUUCAGCGCAGCCUCGAUUUGAGACUUCGAAUCGCCCAGGCGAAGAAUUACCUAAAAAGAUGCCUUCUAAAUGUGGUGAUACUAUCGCUGUUGCUUUUGGACAUUCGGGUGAAUGGAAACUACGCCAACAGGAAGUAUUGGUUGUACCUGACCGAAUAUUUAAUAUCCACUGUGCUUGCCCUAAGCGCAUUGGCCUGUUUCGUGAAGUAUUUGUGGCUAAUCCAUGGAGAAGAGCAGGUGAUCGGAACGGCAAACCAAAAGUAUCUGCUGGAUGGCAGGGAUGAAAACAUCUUUGGAACAGUGUGCAUACGCCCAAAAGCAAAGCCACUCAGUUACAAGCCGGAAACCUGGCCCUUCAUUUACUGGCACUCUUCGUUCCAUUCCUGCCGUAGGAGGGCGAACCAAUGCCAGAUACCCUUAAGGGUGAAGACAGACUCACUGAUGUCCAACUGCACGUCACCGUAUGAUCAACUUUGUCGAGAUGAUUUCAUCACCGAUAUCCGGAAGUUACCUGCUUUGAUAAAGCGAGCUGAAAUGGAGCGGUGCAUGGUAGAAGAAGAUAAAAACAAAAUCAAAAGAUUUCAAAUGACCUGCUCCCAUCCGGCCAAACAGAACUCAUACCAAUUUACUCCACUCUGGUCUGAUAACUUUGUUUGCCCAACCAACUGUUCCAAGGUCGAAAAGCCCAUCUGCCCAAAUAACUUACUGCAGUAUGUGGCCAACUUACGGUCGUGGAUAUCAAUCACGAUAUUGCAUCGUUUGGUAAAAGAGAUUGAGUAUGUGGAUAAGGCGUUUCUCGAUCUUGGUCAUCGCAACUUCAAGAUUGGAUCACUAAAUCUGGAGGUGCUACGAUUGAUAGCCCAGGACCGAAGCAUCGUGAAUCCUUUUAUACCCAUGAUGCCUAUGGUGCUGGCUUUUCUGGACACCUUUAACAACCAGGAAUACCUUGUGCAGCGCAUUAAAGAGCUAUCAGAAGGCUCCUACAUAGCCAACUAUAGAUGGAAAUCAGACAGAGCAAGCAAUGGUCAGGAAUGGACAGAUGACCGACCCACUGAUGCGGCUAUACUGUUCCACUUGUUUUGCGUUUACCUUGAUAGCCAAUUAAUGACAGCGCCGCCGGACGGCCGACGAAGGCCUUUCUACUCCCGUUAUGUGAUCAUUAGGGAUGAGAACUCAAACAAGGACAUCGUCUCCUGUGUGAGCAACAAAGCGAACUGCGCCAUUCUAGCCACAAGUAACAUGCAACCUUAUCCCAAGUUUAAUUUCAUCGAUGACAAGAAGAUGCACGAUUGUGCUUACGACAGUAACAAUCUUUUUCACGUAAUAAUCCAGUUUUUGAAAUACAUGCGUGAGAAGCAGGAGUCCGUCCUGGAGUGCGUCAGUCUCGGCAAAAGUGGCAUCAACAUCAUCGGCGUUAUUGAAGACUGA